This is a messenger RNA of Epithele typhae, 2142 nucleotides long. RefSeq names its product kinase-like protein. Gene Ontology annotation, cellular component: nucleus; cytoplasm. Bases 1 to 2142 code for a protein of 713 amino acids. Gene Ontology annotation, molecular function: ATP binding; protein serine/threonine kinase activity. NCBI's taxonomy places the organism in Eukaryota, Fungi, Basidiomycota, Agaricomycetes, Polyporales, Epitheliaceae. The transcript is spliced from 13 exons. Gene Ontology annotation, biological process: protein phosphorylation; intracellular signal transduction. The record is from RefSeq and is a predicted model, not a curated record.
AUGGCUCAGCCUCAGGCUGCGCGCAACGGCCACGGCGACGCGCACCCUGACCCCGGUGCCAACGGCGGAGCGAGGCGGCACUCGGGCGACGAGCAGUCGGAGGACCCAGCCAAGUCAUCCUCCCCUGUACCUUCUCCUGGAUCGGACGACGGCCGGGCGAGAGGACGGUCGCGUACGCGCGCGCAGGGUGCCCCGUGCGUCGAGUCCAAGACGAAGCGACAGGGCUAUCACGGGCUCGUCUCAUCUUUCGGCAAGGUGUUCCACGUCGAGAAACGCUGGAAGCUCAUCCGCGAGCUCGGGUCGGGGGCGUAUGGCUUCGUAGUCUCCGCGGCGGACGAGAUCUCUGGAGAGCCCGUGGCAAUCAAGAUGGUCACCCGUGCGCUGGACAAAGUUGCGCUCGCCAAACGCGUCCUCCGGGAGAUCACCAUCCUCCGCCACUUUGCGCAUGAGAACAUUACCGGCCUCAUCGACGUCGACUGUUCAUCCGACCUGAGCGAAAUGCACAUACAUCUUCAUGGAGCGGAUUUGCACCAGAUCAUCAAGUCGGGACAAGCCCUCACGAACGAGCAUGUUCAAUACUUUGUGUACCAGGUCCUGCGAGGGAUGAAGUACAUACACUCCGCCUCAGUGGUGCACCGAGAUCUCAAGCCAGGCAACCUACUCGUCAACGCGGACUGCGAGCUGAAGAUUUGUGACUUCGGCCUGAGCAGAGGUUUCAAUUCCAAGCCUGACGAGAAUCCGACCAUGAUGACGGAGUAUGUCGCCACUCGGUGGUACCGUGCUCCGGAGAUCAUGCUUGUUUACAAGGCGUAUAACACUGCCAUCGAUGUUUGGUCUAUAGGGUGCAUUAUGGCAGAGUUGAUGACAGGGAAGCCUCUGUUCAAGGGGAAAGACUUUUGUGGGUAUGAAUCUCUGUCAGCAGCGUGCUCACACUCUUCAGUUGACCAACUCAACAAGAUCCUUGACGUCCUUGGCACACCUGACGACGAAGUGAUCACUCGAAUAGCCAGCCCGAAGGCGCAAGCAUACCUCCGUUCAUUACCAUGGAAGAAGAAGGUUCCGUUCGAGAAACUGAUACCCAUGGCGGACCGGCAAGCGAUCGAUCUUCUGUCAAAACUCAUGGUCUUCGAUCCGUCAGCUCGCCUGACAGUGGACCAAGCAUUAGAACAUCCAUGGCUAUCAGCAUAUCACGACGUGGCCGACGAACCUUCAUGUCCAGAACCUUUCGAGCGUUGGCAGGAUGUUGAGAAGCUUGAAACCCUUGACGACUUCCGAGAAGCGAUCUGGAACGAGAUCCAAGACUACCGCAAAGAAGUCCGAUCCGUUUAUUACGAUGCACAGGAAUCGCCCGAACGCAGCCAGGAAAGCCGGUGGCAUCCCCCAGAUAUCCCCUCUCCUCUACCUGAAGAAGAGUCGGACACUGAAGUGCCAACUGACGCAGCAGCUGAGGUAUCAGAAGCAUUGGCUCCACCAUUCGAGAUUCAACCUCCCGAAGAGCCCGCGCCCGCGCCCACGGAGUCACCGGAAGUGAUGAAGCCUCGAGACGUCGCCUCUCCAGAAUCCAUCGGCGUCAAUAUCGAAACUCGAACGCUCAUCGGAACGGCCGCAAGGAGAUCCUGUCUCGUGUACACUCGGCGGUCGAGUUUCAUGCAGCCCUCCAGGACGAACUCUGUGUAUUCCACGUACGCCGGGCGGAGCCGCCACUCGUCAAUCGCGCACCCACCCGAUGCGCGCUCCGUCUUCGAACGGCUACCGACCUCCGCUGGUGACGAGAGCAGCGUCGCGUUUCCGUCGCAGCCACAAGGCGAAUACGUGGUUCCGGCACGCUCGCGCACAGCGUCCUCUUUCGGGGACACGAUGACGCGACGGAUGCUCCGCACGCUCUCGACGGUCUCGAUCUACGAGAGCGGCGAGGGUCUUGCGGGCGGCCUUGCGGACAUUGCGCCCAUUGGGAAGUUCAUCGUCGAGCGUGACGAGGGGCUGCCCUCGGAGAUGCCUCACGAAUUUGACUCUCACACGCACUCCAACUCCAACUCCAACUCCAACGUAGGUUCGUCACCGAGCGGGAAGGCCGAAGAGCGCCAAGGCCGGAAAGAGGUCAGAGACGAGAAGGACAAGGCACGGUUCCACAUACACGCCUAA